Messenger RNA from Chiloscyllium plagiosum (whitespotted bambooshark), 1967 nucleotides. It is a transcript of the gene ccdc117, whose product is annotated as coiled-coil domain containing 117. NCBI's taxonomy places the organism in Eukaryota, Metazoa, Chordata, Chondrichthyes, Orectolobiformes, Hemiscylliidae. The record is from RefSeq and is a predicted model, not a curated record.
CAUGCGUCGAUAUUGGCCUUUCCGCCCCUAACAAAGAUGGCGAUUUAAGUGGGGAGGCGCCCCGCUGGCUUUGCUUCUGCGCGUGCGUGAGGCGCCCGAUUGUUGGACUGCGUCUCGGUUUGUUGCCGCGGUGACGCCAUGACGUGGCGGUGGAGGCGAAAACGGCGAGGCAGAGCGGGCGCGGAAAGGAACGUGACGGAACCUUGCACGUCCAGACUGCCGCCUGAUGUAGCAGCCCAAGGUGUAAACCGGCGUGGAUUAACGCAGUAUCUUCCGGGCACAGCAUUAUAGAUGGUCUUGGCAUCUGCUUUGACAUCGUACAGGUCGAAAAGGGACUUACCUUUUAAAUAACUGAACUCUGUUGCAUUAUCUGCUAUGGUGAUGGCACACAGCCUCUGUUACAACUUAUUGACACCCUCUGGCAGGCAGCUAUUUCAGUCUCCCACACUGGAAGUAUAUGGGAAGAAUGCAUCAUGUGCUGCAGCACGUAUCCAGGAUCCACUGUGCUGGCAGACAGACUGUUUUGUACCAGCAUACUGUAAUUCCACUACACAUCUGGAAGAAAAAGGCUCUAAGCAGGGAGAUGGAACAAGUGAAAGCAUGGACACCAGUAUGGAGUCUCCAGGAUAUAUUCCAAUGGUAAAUGGAAUGAGAACAACUACUACAAAAUCUGAAGUGAAGCAUCCUCCUUUGAGGAAUGAGUUUUUCAGGAGAAAGCACAAGCGGGAGCAGGAGGAAGCUGAUGCUCCUGCUAGAAAAAAACGUCUAACUGAGAAGAUGCUUGACUGUCUGGUGACUCCAGUGAAUGUGUCAUGCAGCUCUUGGCCUUACACUUCCAACCCCCUGGAAAAUGGGAUAUCUGACGUUGCCUCCACUUCUUGGCAGAUUGGGCCUAGCUCACAGGAAUUUAGGGUUAUUGAGAAUGAAGCACCCUAUGUGGAGAUGAAACCUGAUCCGAGCGAAGAGGGAUUGCAGAAACUGAAGGAGAUUGAAAAUCGGCUUGUUGAGGGAGAUGAUCCAGAAGGUGAUGGAAUUGAGGUUUCAGACAUGCCAGUGCUAGUUUUAUCUGAUUCUCUACGAGAAGAACUGAGGCCUGGUUUGGAAGAAAUUUUGCCUCGUAGAAUAAUGGAAUCUCUGAAUCGUCCAUGUAUGGAACUUGUUUUGUGGAGACCCCCGUGUGAGCCACUUUCUGAUAAACUUGCAGCUUUACCGGAGCAAAGAAACUCCAAACAUAAGCAGCCACAGUGCAACUCUGAUGUGUACAACAAGAGCUCAAAAUUGGAUUCAUCCUUAAUGUGUGGUGAUAUGAAUCCAACCAACACAUCUGAAGAGGACAUGGAGCUUUAGAAACAACUUGCAGGACAGACUUGUGGGGUAAAAGCAUUCUGACUUGCAAAGUUUCUCCAUAGGAAGGUGUGGAGUAUUUUCUUCAAGUUUUAAAAAACUUUUAAAAAUGACAUUUUGGAAGUUUUGAUGCCCCCACUGUUCUUGCAUAAACCAAAUUCUGAACAUUGCUGCAGUUUUGUACAGUUUCUGUGUAAUGACUGCGUCUGGGGUAGCCUUUCUAUUUUUGUAAGCCUAUUCCUAUUGCGGUCAAUUGAUCAAAGCUGUGAAGGAAGUAAUCACAGUCUUUUUAACAACUGAUGUGGGUGCGGCAGUAAGUGCUCUAAUUUAUAAUGCACCUAAGAUGCUAAUUGUUUUUGUUUCUAUUUAAUAGAUGGCAAGGUAGGAAAUUGGGAAAAGCUUUUCAAGAGUUGUGCAUGAGAUUUGUCGAGUGUAUGGAUAUAUGUGGAAAGUAUUUUGAACUGUUCUUAAUGUUGAAUGUAAAUAUUUUAUGAAUGACCUGUAACUUGCUAGCCAUGAACUCCUGAUAAAAGAUUGGUUUUCCUAUGCUGUCUUUGACAAAUGGGAGGGAAAAAAAUACUAAAGAGAAUCUUAAUUGGAGUAAAUGCAAAAAAAACCCUUAA